UCCUCACGUCACGCGAGAACGCAACCUGCUUGUUGGCUAACUGUGUAGCCUCUGAAGCGGGCUAGCGCGUCAACUCUUUCGUUUUGCCCCCUUCGCGUUCGGACUGCGAUGGAGGUCCUCGCAGCCGGAGAGGAGGCCGAGGAGAGGCCGCAUCAUCGGCCGUUCCUCAUCGGUGUCAGCGGGGGAACCGCCAGCGGGAAGUCGACGGUGUGUGCCAAGAUCAUGGAGCUGCUGGGCCAGAACAAGGUGGACCACCACCAGAGGAAGGUGGCCAUCAUCAGCCAGGACUGCUUCUAUCGCGUGCUCACUGCCGAGCAGAAGGCCAAAGCGCUCAAGGGCCAGUACAACUUUGACCACCCAGAAGCCUUCGACAACGAGCUGAUGUACAAAACUCUGAAGGACAUCGUGGAGGGCAGAGUGGUUCAAGUCCCCACGUACGACUUUGUCACCCAUUCCAGAUUGGACGAGAGGAUCACUGUUUACCCGGCCGACGUGGUCCUCCUGGAAGGCAUCCUGGUCUUCUACCCGCAGAAAGUGCGAGACAUGUUCCACAUGAAGCUCUUUGUGGACACCGACUCGGACGUGCGGCUGUCUCGCAGAGUGCUACGGGACAUGACCCGAGGCCGGGACCUGGAGCAGAUCCUGUCGCAGUACACCACCUUUGUCAAGCCCGCCUUUGAGGAGUUCUGCCUGCCUACCAAGAAGUACGUGGACGUGAUCAUUCCCAGGGGAGUUGACAACAUGGUGGCCAUCAACCUGAUCGUGCAGCACAUCCAGGACAUCCUCAACGGCGACAUCUGCAAAUGGCAGCGGGGGCCCGUCAACGGGCAGGGCCACGGCCAGGGCCACGGCCAGGGCCGCCCCUUGAAGCGGGCCAUGGCGGGCGAGUGCCACCUGCAGAGCGCCAACCCGCCUGGAAAGCGGGCCCUGCUGGAGCCCAGCACUCGGCCACACUAGCGGCCAGCACCAUUUCCAGAGACCUUUAUCUGAUUUUGGAAUUUGCUGUUACACACGCAAAGUUGUAUUCGAUAACACUCGACCGGGAAAUUUGAAAAAUGUUCCAAAGUGGAAACUUUCAAUGAGAAUUUUGGGGAAAUGUAAUCAGAUUGUAAUGUAAAUAUCAACAUCUCGUUUCAUCCGAAACAGAGAUUCACGUUGUGCUGCUUUUCCUGGUGUGCGCACCUUGGCCACCAGGGGGCGGUAGAACACAGGUGUCCAGAUUGUUAAACAGAGUUUCCCAUUGUGCUUUUAUUCCCAUUGAAAGUUUCCAACUUUAAAAAAGGUUGCAAGCAUACAUACGGUCGGUCUUGUUGCUAGACUAAUAAGCUGAUUUAACGAUUUCUUUUGCACUGAUUGUGACCCAUCUUGUUAAUAUAUUUCAAGUUUGAACCCAGUGAGAGAUGUUUUUUGUCCACUGGAGAUUAUUCAAUGCCUUAAACACUUUCCAUGUAACAGGAAUGUUUUUUGCGUGUGAAUAAUAUAUAUACAUAUAUGAUGACGAUGAUAAAGUGUUCAUGUAUAGAAA
This is a messenger RNA of Syngnathus acus (greater pipefish), 1525 nucleotides long. RefSeq names its product uridine-cytidine kinase 1 (gene uck1). Gene Ontology annotation, molecular function: ATP binding; kinase activity. Gene Ontology annotation, cellular component: cytosol; cytoplasm. The transcript is spliced from 7 exons. The record is from RefSeq and is a predicted model, not a curated record. The coding region runs from base 109 to 957 and encodes 282 amino acids. NCBI's taxonomy places the organism in Eukaryota, Metazoa, Chordata, Actinopteri, Syngnathiformes, Syngnathidae.